This is a messenger RNA of Aspergillus thermomutatus, 807 nucleotides long. Its product is annotated as DUF3632 domain-containing protein. The record is from RefSeq and is a predicted model, not a curated record. The transcript has 3 exons. The coding region runs from base 1 to 807 and encodes 268 amino acids. Lineage: Eukaryota; Fungi; Ascomycota; Eurotiomycetes; Eurotiales; Aspergillaceae.
AUGGCCUCUCUUUCUCUCGAACCUCGAGAUGAGCUCGAUACCACUGAGCAGCGUAUCUUCGACAUCCUCAAUGACUAUCUUCAGCCCUCUAGCACAAUCCCUCCCAGCGAGGCUGCGCAAGCUCUCGAUGCCUUGACUCCAAAGGCCUCGGCACAAGAAGAGGACUCUGACCUGGAGUCAUUCCUCUGGUCCAUAUGGGGAACUGUCAUCGAUAUUGCCAAACAAGUUCCUCACGAUCAUCCCUCGCAAGACCGACUAGUAGACCUGAUCCAUGCUCUGACCGAAUUACCGCCAACAACAGUGUCAAUCUGGGGUUCCGAAACCCGCCUGUGGAAAGACCUGCCCAUCCUCGGACCCAGCCUGAGAGAAGACUGGAAUCCACCCACAUAUACCAAAUCCAACGGACAAGCCAUCACCGAAUGGAUCAACCUACAUGCCUUCACCGCGCGUCUGAUGAGCAAAUGCGACCCAUCUCUUUCUCUCUUUGCCGUGUGGAGUCUGCGGUCGGGAUUGGAAGAGGAGCUAUCGGACUGCGAACUCGACGGGGAAGUUGCUGCGGCAGCUAUGUGGAUGGUGUACGGUGGAGAGAGCAUGUUCACUCAGCUGGCGGACACGGUGCAAGACGAGGAGAAGGAACGCAUGAUGAAGCCUGGGACUCUGUAUAGCGGACAGGGACAGUUGUGCCUGGAGCGGUGGCAGUUUUGGAAGCGGCGGUUUGGGGAGAUGAGCGAACAAAUCCAGGUCAAUGGCGAGACAAAGGGGGCGAUUCGGCUGGCCAGGGAGAAGAUGGAGAUGAUUGAGCAGUAG